Messenger RNA from Spirodela intermedia, 1377 nucleotides. The record is from the annotation of a GenBank genome assembly. NCBI's taxonomy places the organism in Eukaryota, Viridiplantae, Streptophyta, Magnoliopsida, Alismatales, Araceae.
AUGGAGGAGGUCUCGUCUCCAUCGGUGUCCUCCGGUGGCGAGGUUGUUGUCCUCCAAGGCAAGUACGAGAUGGGGCGUCUCCUCGGCCAUGGCACCUUCGGGAAAGUCUACUUCGCGCGGGACAUCCGCAGCCGCCGGAGCAUAGCCAUGAAGGUGGUCAGCAAGGAGAAGGUGAUCAAGGCCGGGAUGAUGGAGCAGGUGAAGCGGGAGAUCGCCGUGAUGAAGAUGGUUACUCACCCGAACAUCGUGGAGCUCUACGAGGUGAUGGCCACCAAGUCGAAGGUCUACUUCGCCAUGGAGCUAGUCCGCGGCGGCGAGCUCUUCUCCAAGAUCUCCCGACAUGGCGGCCUCAAAGAGGACGUCGCGCGCGAGUACUUCCGGCAGCUCAUCUCCGCUGUCGAUUUCUGCCAUUCCCGCGGCGUCUACCACCGGGAUCUGAAGCCCGAGAACCUCCUUCUCGACGGCGCUGGACGUCUCAAGGUUGCCGACUUUGGUCUCAGCGCCUUCGCCGACCACCUCCGCUCCGACGGCCUCCUCCACACUGCCUGCGGUACUCCGGCCUACGUGGCACCGGAGGUCUUCGGGAAGAAAGGCUACGACGGCGCCAUGGCCGACCUCUGGUCCUGCGGCGUCAUCCUCUUCGUCCUGCUCGCGGGAUUCCUCCCCUUCCAGGACGCCAACAUCGUCGCCAUGUACAGGAAGAUCCAGCGUGGAAGCUUCCAGUGCCCGCCGUGGUUCUCUCCAGAGGCCCGCCGCCUGGUCUCCAGGCUGCUCGAUCCCAAUCCGAAGACCAGAAUCACGGUGGCGAAGCUUCUGGAAACGCGCUGGUUCAAGUCGUCCAUCCCGGGGUCUGUGAGUCCCGCCGAUCGACUCCCACCGGUGGAGGACGACAAGGAAGACUGCGUCGGCAAGAGAUGGGGGAAGGCGCAGCCGGAGAGCCUCAACGCCUUCCACAUCAUUUCCCUGUCACCGGGAUUCGACCUCUCUGCCCUGUUCGAGGACGGGGGCGCCGGCGGGGAAGUGGCGGAGCGAGAGGACGGGAUGCGAUUCGUGACGGCGGCGGCGGCGAGCGAUGUGAUCUCCAGGCUGGAGCGCGCCGCGGCGGAGACCUCGGGGGAUUUCCAUGUGAGCAAGUGCGAGACGGGGAUCAGGAUGGAGCGGCGGCAGUCGGGGCGGAGAGGGCGGCUCUCGGUGGAGGCGGAGAUCUUCGGCGUGGCGGCGCCGUCGGUGCUGGUGGUGAAGGUGAAGAGGCACGGCGGCGACGCGGCAGAGUACCGCAGCUUCUGCCACAACGAGCUCCGCCCCGCAAUCGAGGACAUCGUCCUCGGCGGCGGCGCCUCCCUCGGCCGCCACCGGGCCCCCGCCGCCGCCGGCUGA